Molecule: messenger RNA, 1763 nt
Organism: Nicotiana tabacum (common tobacco)
Lineage: Eukaryota; Viridiplantae; Streptophyta; Magnoliopsida; Solanales; Solanaceae
Product: 26S proteasome non-ATPase regulatory subunit 11 homolog
Molecular function (GO): protein binding
Source: RefSeq, a predicted model, not a curated record
UGGCCCUUUUCAGUUAAAAGAAAGCCCUCCUACCAAUAACUGCGUUAUUUGUUUACUUUGCUUCAGUGGGAAAAUAGACCCAAUUUCUUGUUGGAAAAGUUUAGAACUUCACCAAUUGCCGAACUGCGCCAACAGUAACUUGACGCUGCUUUCACUCAGACUCAGCUGCAAUCAUCUCCUUUCUACCGCGAGCUCCUUCCGAUCUGUUUCUCUGGUGAAAUUAAUUUGAGUUAAAAUCUGCAAGCUGUGACCAUGUCAUCUUCAUAUCUCCCAGCAACUACUGAUUCUCUAGCUCAGGCUUCUGACGCUACAACACCAUCUGACGCCAUCUCUAUUCUUUACCGCAUCCUUGAUAACCCAUCUUCUGCUUCUGAGGCCCUAAGGAUCAAAGAGCAGGCAAUUUCCAAUCUUUCUGACCUCCUUAGACAGGAGAAUAGGGCAGAGGAGCUUAAAAACCUUCUGACCCAGUUGCGCCCCUUCUUUUCUUUGAUCCCCAAGGCAAAAACUGCAAAAAUUGUUCGAGGAAUUAUUGAUGCAGUGGCUAAAAUACCAGGUACAUCUGACCUUCAGGUUACACUUUGCAAAGAUAUAGUGGAGUGGACCCGUAAGGAGAAGCGGACGUUUCUUCGUCAACGAAUUGAGGCUAGACUCGCAGCUCUUUUGAUGGAAAACAAGGAGUACUCUGAAGCAUUGACACUCCUUUCAGGGCUGAUUAAGGAGGUGAGAAGAUUGGAUGAUAAGCUGCUUCUUGUGGAGAUUGACUUGCUUGAGAGCAAGCUACAUUUCUCACUGAGAAAUCUUCCCAAAGCCAAGGCUGCGCUCACAGCUGCUCGAACAGCAGCCAAUGCUAUUUAUGUGCCUCCAGCGCAGCAAGGUUCUAUUGAUUUGCAGAGCGGGAUCCUUCAUGCGGAAGAGAAGGAUUAUAAAACUGCUUACAGCUAUUUUUAUGAAGCAUUUGAAGCAUUCAAUGCCCUUGAAGAUCCCCAGGCCAUAUACAGCCUCAAGUAUAUGUUGCUUUGCAAAAUCAUGGUCAACCAGUCUGAUGAUGUUGCAGGAAUAAUAUCAUCCCCAAAGGUUGGCUUGCAAUAUCAGGGGCCAGAAGUUGAUGCGAUGAAAGCUGUUGCGGAUGCACACUCCAAGCGCUCCUUGAAGCUCUUUGAGACUGCUCUUCGGAACUUUAAGGCUCAGCUAGAUGAAGAUCCUAUCGUGCACCGGCACCUGUCUUCCCUCUAUGACACUUUGCUUGAGCAGAACCUUUGUAGGUUGAUUGAGCCCUUCUCUAGAGUUGAGAUUGCUCAUAUUGCUGAGUUGAUAGAGUUACCUGGUGACCAUGUUGAGAAGAAGUUAUCUCAAAUGAUUUUGGAUAAGAAAUUCGCUGGGACCCUGGACCAGGGUGCUGGAUGCCUUAUAAUUUUUGAGGAUCCUAAACCAGAUGCAAUUUAUCCAGCUACGUUGGAGACUGUUUCAAAUAUGGGGAAGGUUGUUGACAGUCUGUUUGUAAGAUCUUCGAGAAUAAUAGCUUGAGUGUUAGAUCCGUUGGAAACCGUUUCAAAUAUGGGGAUAAGUUGUUGACAGUCUGUUUGUAAGAUCUUCGAGAACAAUAGCUUGAGUGUUAGAUCCUCUUUUGACGUGUAUCUUUUCCCUUUAUUUGCUCUACCUUUUGUGUGCUGCACGCAGCGUCUGUUUUCAGCAUUUGACAUUCUUUAUAAGGUUCCUUUCCUGAUACAUUCUGAACCUAGUGUAAACCAUAUAUGUUAGAAAUC